AUGGAUUAUUCAUUUGCGAGUGACGAUGCUUCGGGCACGGCACUGCAUCACGUUGACGACGCGGAGGCUGCUGAAGGCGAAGAGGCGGACGACGACGACCUCUUUUCUCAGGAGGAUGAGCUUUUGCAGCCUCCGGAUGUGUUUACGACCAUCCAUCGCUCCAACAAACUUACGAAUGCGACAGAGGAUCCAUAUACGCUCGAACAGCUGACGAGCCCGCGGAUCAACACGCUCGUCGUCCGCCCCUUGGUAGACAGGCUAUACAACCCCGACGACAUGUCCAUAGUAUACUGCCUCCUCGCAAACCGCCUCCAGUUCCUCAAGGAGCAGACCGCCGCCAAACACCAAAGCGUGAGUCGCGCCCGGGCCGUCCUCUGCGAAAUCGUCGCCACAAAGGUCCUGCGCAAGCUCCACGAGGACAACCACCCCGACAAGGCGGGCGCCGCCGGCCUGCUGCGGCUGGCCAACGCCCUGGUGCAGGGGUUCGACCCUUUCUCUGGAGCGCCCCAAGACGUCGCCCUGGCCGGCAGGUACGCGCAUUGGCCGGUGCAGCGGCGCGGCGGCAACGAGAGGAAGCUCACGGCGCUGGAGCUGGCCAUUGUCUCGGAGAGCAAGACCCUGAUGAGCUCGCCGGCGUGUCUGCGCGUCGUGAGCGCCGUGUACGAGGGGCAGGUCGUGUACACGCCGAUAUCCUUCGUGGACAUCCUGCCCGAUCAUUACAAACACCAUCCGGUGUCGCUGUACGACCCGCGCAAGGCGCCGUUGCUGAGCCACUACCGCCUGAUUGUGCCAAAGUGGAGGAACUUGCUCGAAUCGAUGCAGUUCAUGGUGCUUCUGGGGCUGUACCUGUUGACCAUGGCAAAUCGAAGCAACUCGACAUCUCUGAAGCUGUAUGAAAGCCUGUUUGCCGUAUACACGAUGGGCUGGAUUCUGGACGAGUUUGCCGCCAUCAUCGAACAUGGCUGGGCGGUCCACUCGCAAAAGACGUGGUCGUUCUUGGACGUGACGUUUACCAUCAUCUUCUGCGCCUAUCUCUUUGCGCGGCUGUACGAGGUCUGGAUCCCAGUCGCUCAAGGUACCGGCGGCACAGGCUCUCUGGCGCUACAUAUACUAUGUGUCGCAGCGCCGGUCCUGCUCACACGAGUCGCGUUUAGUCUCAUGCCGGACAACAUCGUCUUCAUCUCGCUGCACGCCAUGAUGAAGGACUUUCUCGUGUUGACGUUCCUCACCCUCUGGUGCGUGGGAGGAUUCUUCUUAGCCUUGCAGUGGCUCCUCAUGGCAGGGCAAGGACCAGAGCCCGAGUGGUACACGGUCGCGAAAUGGCUCCUUUGGAUCUGGUUUGGGCUGGACGGCACGGGCAUCCAGGAGAGCGUGCAGUUCCACAUCGUCCUUGGCCCGGCCCUCAUCGUGGCGUUUGCAUUCCUGGGCAACACGCUGUUCCUGACGAUCCUGGUCGCCGUGCUGACCAACACCUUCUCGCGCAUCGUCGCCGCCGAAGCCGCCGAGAUCCAGUUCCGCCGAGCGGUGCUCACGUUCGAGUGCGUGAGGAGCGACGCCAUCUUUGCCUAUCCGCCCCCCUCGAACCUCCUAGCCCUGCUGUUCAUGCUGCCCCUGAAGCUCCUCGUCUCAGCGCGCAGGUUCCACACCGUCCACGUCGCCGUCGUCCGGGUGCUCAACUUCCCCGCGCUCUUGCUCAUCAGCUUGUACGAGCGCAACUUGUUCAGGGCCGGCGAGUCGAGGCGCGGCGUCAAGUCGAACCAGUUGCUCAGGUGGCGCUUCACCGGCUUCAACCCGCAUGGCGACAUCGAAGCCGUAUUUGAAGCAGAACCGCCGCCGGGUGCAAUGGACGAGGCUGGCGAGCUGGAUGGACUGAGUGAGCUCGGGUUCACGGACGAUGGCAUCUCCAGGUCCUCGAGGGAGAUGCCGAGGCCUGUGGUCUUUAGGCUGAGCAAUUCGAGGAGCAGGGACGAGACGCUGGCGAUGCUGGGCAGAGGGAGCCCUGGAGGAGAGGGGUUUGGAGCAUCUCAGGGGACUGGAUAUUCAUGA
Messenger RNA from Trichoderma citrinoviride, 2046 nucleotides. RefSeq lists its product as hypothetical. The transcript has 3 exons. The coding region runs from base 1 to 2046 and encodes 681 amino acids. Lineage: Eukaryota; Fungi; Ascomycota; Sordariomycetes; Hypocreales; Hypocreaceae. The record is from RefSeq and is a predicted model, not a curated record.